AUUAAACAGAAUUAUUAUGGAAAGAACAUCCGAGUUAGAAGACUUUCACUUCAAAUUCAAAAUAUCAAUCGUAGGAGACACAGGGGUGGGCAAGUCCUCCUUCCUUGAUGCCAUUACACAGAACUUGGGCAAGGUCGUUGAGAACGAAUCGUCAACUGAGCUUAACACAAAGACCACAUUUUACAUCGAUGAUUCGUACAUGUACAAGAUUGUAUACUUUGACAUGCAGGGAAAGGAAAGACAUCACAAGUAUAUCCAUAACUACUGCAACGGAUCUACAGGUGUCAUCUUCCUCUUCGAUGCAAGCAAGCGAUCAACUUUCGAAAAAGUUGAGCAAUGGAUCAUCGAAUGUGAAAAAUGUGAUGCUCCCAUCAAGAUCCUUGUAGGUAACAAGAUUGAUGUCGUAAUGACAAAGAAAAACGUUCUCAACCCUGUUACCAAGGUUGAAGGACUUGGUCUCGCCAGGAAAUACGGCAUGGAGUAUUUCGAAACUAGUUCAAUUGGAGAAGCCAGCAUUGUGCAAGUCUUUGAUCAUUUAUUCAACUCUCUGCUAAACCUCAUUCCAAAUCCCCCAGAUCCAGAAGCCUUGAUGGGUAAGAAUGUCGUUCUUGGGAAAAGAGUUUCCAGCGAUAUCAAAUUUAAGAUGGCGUUAGCCGACAUGCUGCCAAACUAUGAUUAAUCUCAUAACCUGAUUUCCACCUCUACGAAAAA
Moneuplotes crassus is the source of this 711-nucleotide messenger RNA. The record is from the annotation of a GenBank genome assembly. NCBI's taxonomy places the organism in Eukaryota, Ciliophora, Spirotrichea, Euplotida, Euplotidae.